Molecule: messenger RNA, 4958 nt
Organism: Argiope bruennichi
Lineage: Eukaryota; Metazoa; Arthropoda; Arachnida; Araneae; Araneidae
Gene: Cul5
Product: cullin-5-like
Exons: 18
Coding region: 147-2477 (776 amino acids)
Biological process (GO): protein ubiquitination; SCF-dependent proteasomal ubiquitin-dependent protein catabolic process
Cellular component (GO): Cul5-RING ubiquitin ligase complex; SCF ubiquitin ligase complex
Molecular function (GO): ubiquitin protein ligase binding
Source: RefSeq, a predicted model, not a curated record
UCUUUCAAUGCGUUAUAGUACGAAAAGUGAGCUUUCGAGAAAGAAAGCUAUUCAUAUAUUGAUGUAAAUUAGGACGAAUUAGGAAAAUAUUAUUUGUUUACAGAUUUAUAACCGACAUUUUAAAUCUAUGUAAAUUGUGAGAAAUCAUGACGACUGUAUUGUUAAAAGAUAAAAACCUUCUUUCAUUUGAUGAUCAUUGGCCAGUUAUGCAGCCAAUAAUUUUGAAGCUGCUGCAUCAAGAAGCAGUGACAAGAACAGAAUGGCAAGAUUUAUUUUGGUUGGUGCACAUUGUUUGUUUGUGGGAUGAUAAAGGACCCCCAAAAGUAUAUAGCAAUUUGCAGGAAAAUAUUUUGGACUUCAUUCGACAAGCACAAACUAAUGUUUUAGCCCACCAAGAAGACCAAGCCUUGUUAAAGGCCUACAUAGUAGAGUGGAGGAAAUUUUUCACCCAGUGUAAUUAUUUGCCUAUGCCUUUUGGGCAGCUAGAGGGUGCUUUGGCAGGAAAAACAACUGCAACCCAGAAGAAAGGGAAAGCUGAAGAGAGUGCUGUUCGAAAAUUGAUGCUUGAUAGCUGGAAUCAAAGCAUUUUCUCCAACAUCAAACAGAGGCUGCAGAAUAGUGCCAUGAAACUUGUUCAUGCAGAAAGAAAUGGUGAAGCAUUUGACUCGCAACUUGUCAUUGGAGUCAGGGAAUCUUAUGUGAACCUGUGUUCAAAUACUGAUGAUAAACUACAGAUUUAUCGUGAAAAUUUUGAGAAAGCUUAUAUUGAUGCAACUGAGGCCUUUUAUAGAGAAAAGGCUCCUGAAUAUUUAGAAGCCAAUGGAGUACAAAAUUACAUGCGUUAUGCUGAUCAAAAAUUGAAAGAGGAAGAACAGCGAGGUCUCAAGUAUUUGGAAUCUUAUUCAGGAUCAAUCCAAGCGUUGAAUGAAUGCUGUGUUGAGUACCUUGUCACAGUGUUUAAAGAAGUUAUUCUUGCUGAAUGUCCAGGAAUGAUUAAAAAUAAUGAAACGGAAAAACUUCAGCUUAUGUUUAAAUUGAUGGAUCGAGUUCCUGAUGGUAUUACUCCUAUGCUUAAAGAUUUGGAGAAUCAUAUUAUUAAUCAAGGACUGGCUGACAUGUUUUCUUCUGCAGAUAUUAUUACUCAAGACUCUGAAAAGUAUGUAGAACAGCUGCUGGAAUUGUUUAGGAGAUUUAGUAGACUAGUCAAAGAAGCAUUUAAUGAUGACCCUAGAUUCCUAACAUCAAGAGAUAAGGCUUUUAAACAAGUUGUCAAUGAUACAUCAGUUUUUCGUUUAGAAUUGCCAUCGAAACAGAAAGGUGUUGGCAAUAAAACACAGCCAGAAUCUCGCUGCCCAGAGCUUUUGGCUAACUACUGUGAUAUGCUUUUGAGGAAAACUCCUCUGAGCAAAAAAUUAACCUCUGACGAAAUUGAAUCAAAGCUCAAAGAUGUGCUGUUAGUUUUAAAAUACGUUCAAAAUAAGGAUGUCUUCAUGCGGUAUCACAAAGCCCAUCUGACCAGACGUUUAAUACUAGAUUCUUCAGCUGAUAGUGAAAAAGAAGAAAAUAUGGUUGAAUGGCUUAGAGAUGUUGGUAUGCCUGCAGAUUAUGUCAAUAAGCUAGCAAGAAUGUUUCAGGAUGUUAAAGUGAGUGAAGAUCUUAAUCAACAGUUCAAAGACACUCAUAGGCAUAAAGGCAGUUUAGCAGAUGCUAUUAAUAUUAAAAUCUUGAAUGCUGGUGCCUGGGCAAGGGGUAGUGAAAGAGUGCAGGUAUCUUUACCUUUAGAACUUGAAGAUUUUAUACCUGAAGUGGAAGACUUUUACAGACAAAAACACAAUGGCCGUAAAUUGCAAUGGUACCACCAUAUGUCAAAUGGAACAAUCACAUUUAGUAAUAUGGCUGGAAAAUUUGAUCUUGAUGUGACAACCUUUCAAAUGGCUGUCCUGUUUGCGUGGAAUCAAAGGCCUUUUGACCGGAUAUCAUUUGAAAAUCUUAGGUUAGCAACUGAACUGCCUGAUGCUGAACUAAGAAGAACAUUGUGGUCUUUGGUUGCUUUCCCGAAAUUAAAGCGUCAACUCCUCCUUUGCUUACCUGAAGCUAAAUCUCCAAAAGAUUUUGAUGAAAGCACUCAAUUUUGGGUUAAUCAGGAAUUUUGUUUGAUAAAGAACAAUAAAGCACAGAGAAGAGGAAAACUUAAUUUGAUUGGACGUUUGCAACUCUCUACAGAAAAAAGCAAAGAAGAAGAUAAUGAAAGUAUUGUGCAACUUCGUAUUCUUAGGACACAGGAAGCAAUAGUGAAAAUAAUGAAGAUGAGAAAGCGUAUCACCAAUGCACAGCUUCAAACAGAACUGGUUGAAAUUCUGAAAAACAUGUUUCUGCCCUCCAAGAAAAUGAUAAAAGAGCAAAUUGAGUGGCUCAUUGAACACAAAUACAUGAAAAGGGACAAAGAAAAUAUAAAUGUCUUCAUUUAUAUGGCGUGAUUGGCAUUUCAUCCGUAGAUCACAAAUUAAACUAUUUAUGUAAAUCUCUCCAAGAUGUAUAAGGAAGAAUGUGCAUUUUUUUUUUCUCUCUCCUCUCUCUCUCUCUCUCUCUCUUGCCAUUAGCUUACCUUGUUAUAAAGAAUUCUACAGCAUCAAAGAAUCUGGAUUGUCUAAAUCAUUUAAUUACUUGAUUAUUUUGACCUGUUUCUGUAGAUUUUUUUUUUUAUGUGAUCAUGAUUUUAGAUUUCCAAUUUUUAAUGUUUAUUUUUUAAAUCUAUUUUCAUGCUCAAGAACAACAAAGAAAGCUUAUGGGAAGAUAUAAUGUUUACUUACCUGCUCAAUCGCGUAAAAUAAAAUUGUCAGUAGCAUCAAAACAUCCCCCCCCCCAUCACUAUAAAUCAACUAGUUGCAUCACCUCAGUCUAAUUGUGUGGCUAUCCAACCGGAAAUGUAAGUGUAUUUAUAUGAUUGUUCAAAUGCUUAUCUUGUCCAUUUUUCUAUGUAAUUAGUUUGUGUGAUUAGAUUUAUGUUUAUACAAGAAAAUAAGUGUAGUGUUAAACCUUCCUGAUGUUUAAAAUGCCUUGUCAUUUCUAUAUGCAAGAGAGAAAAAAAUGGUUUGAAUAUUUUGUGAAAUGGUAAUUGUCAAUAUUAAUGUAUACUUCAAUCCCAAAAAUUAAAAUCUUUACUAUGUUUUUUAUGGAAACAACAUACAUAGAAUUUUACUGUGUUAUAAUUUCAAAAUUAUUAAUGAAAUCUUUAAAGUUUUAAAAACUGUUUCUGUGAUAGAAGUAGAAUAUUCAUGACAUACGUGAAGGCUCAUUUUGAUUUAAUAAUUUUAAUGUAAUAUUCGUAGUGUACAAUUGUUUGCUGCUUUCUUUGUUCCUAUGAAUUUUUCAAUUCACCCAGGAAGUGUUUUUUACCCGUGUUCUUUGCAGUUAACUUAUUGAAAUAAAUUUUUAGGUAUUCCCGUCAUAAAGUUUUGUCCAGUUUCUUCCUCUUUCUUUGUUUUUUUGUAUUACACUUUUUUUUUUAAUAUUUAUUUUAAUAAUUUAGCAACAUCCCAAAUGUACAUUUAUAUUUAAUUUCUAAUUAAAAAGUGAUCCUGGAUUUCGUAAAACUUUCUUCUAAUAAUUUAGCUGUUAUUCUUUCGAUUAGUCAUGUACAAUUCCUGUCCUACAUGACUUUUAAAAAGCAUUUCAUUUUAAUGAUUAUCAUUUGAAUUAUGAAAAUUUGGAUUCAUCUUUGGUUCUAGGCUUAUAAUUCUUGAAUCAGUGUUAUAAAUCUAUCCCCACUUGUUGCUUGAAACUUUUUUUUAUUGCACUUAUGCUGACUGUAGUUUACAACAUAUUCAAAUUAUGAAGAAUUUUUUAAUUGAUUUUUUAAAAUGAAAUUUGUAUGUAUUUAGCAAUUGUACUUUGUAGCAUUAAGGGAAUGGUUAGAAUGUACAGUAACAAAUAAUUAAAAAUUUGUUUUCCUUAUUUAUCAUGUGGUAUGAAACUUUUCAAUUUGCUGUGUAAAUUGCUUAUGAAUCUUCUGCAGAAUAUUUUCAUGAAUGAUUUGUUGAUUUUCAGUUCUUCAUACCAAAUAAUGUAAAUUGGCCCAUUUUAGUUGUAUUGAUAUUGCUGUAAUAAAUAUUUUUGAACUCGUAAAUGAAGCUGUAAAUAAAAAGGGUGAAUGAAAGAGUACAAAUUGGUGAAAUUAAAGCUAAUUUGACAUUUUGUGUACAUUUUAUUCUGCAGUUUCUUGCACUAAUAAUAAAAAAACUUUUGAAUAAAUAGUGUAGUAAUGUAUUUUCACUAUUAAAAAAAAAUAAUAUUGAAACUUAGAAAUGUUUGUUUGAGGUCUUUAAACUAUAAAGUAAGUUUAUGUAGUCUUAAAUAAAAAAAUACUCCAUAUAAGAAAUAAGGUAGGUGAGGUAUAUCUCGAAAUUUGAUUUGACAAGAGACUUAUUUCCUUUCACAAAUAGAAAUAAUUGCUUACAUCGUAUAAGUAUAUUCCAAUCUUGGAAAUAAUUUCAUUUAUCAGCCUUCAAAUGCUUUCAAACUUGACUAACAAAUAUUUCUAAAAUUUGGCAUUCUAACGUCCCCUUUAAAUCUAAACAGCUUUGGAUAGUGCAUCUCUCUGUUUGCAUAUAAUUAGCUACUCAUUUUAUAUUUUUGAAAAAAAUUUGAUAUUCCCUUCCCUUUUUAUCUUGGAUUUAGAAUCUUAAAAUGUUAUUUGAAAGAGAAAAAAGAAAUUGACUGAUAUGUUUUUGCUCCAAUGAAAUUACUCAAACAAGCUUUUGUAACUGUUUAGAGUUUACCACUUCCCGUUGUCAUGAAAAAAAUCAUGAUUGUGAAUAACAGGUGUGAAAUAAUAUGUAUAAUAUUCUGUGAAAUAUUUUUAAAAAUCAAAAUCAUUUUUAUUUCUUGGGUGUAUUCUUUAUUAUGUUUAUUUUCUUAUUAUUUCUAAAGUAUUGUAGUAAAGCUUAUCAUUAAUUUUA